This is a messenger RNA of Exophiala dermatitidis NIH/UT8656, 189 nucleotides long. RefSeq lists its product as uncharacterized. Bases 1 to 189 code for a protein of 62 amino acids. The transcript has 3 exons. The record is from RefSeq and is a predicted model, not a curated record. Lineage: Eukaryota; Fungi; Ascomycota; Eurotiomycetes; Chaetothyriales; Herpotrichiellaceae.
AUGGCGCGCGGCAACCAGAGAGAAAAGGCUCGUGAGAAGAACCUCAAGGAGCAAGCCUCUCAAAAGAAGAAGAACACACUGUCUGGUACCGAGUUUCAACGUACGAAAGAGCAACAAGCCGCCAUCAUGCGCGAGAAACAGGCAAAAGCCGAGGCCGCCAAAGCAGCAGCCGCUGGGGGAAAGAAGUAA